CGGGCUAAAGCAGGAGAAAAAAAUGGCCGCAAUUGAAGAGCUUUCCCCCGCUGCGGGCCCGGUGUCUACCCGGCCCCCCGAGGACGAGAUUGACGACGAUGAAGAUGAAGACCUGGACGAGACACUGAUGGAGAGGUUGUGGGGCCUGACAGAGAUGUUUCCUGACACAGUCCGAACAGCUGCUGAGGUGUCUGCGCAAUGCUCCGUCUCACUGGCCAAGAAGUUUUACAGUUUUUCCCGGUCUGCGCUCUGGGUGGGUACUACCUCCUUCAUGAUCCUGGUGCUGCCUGUUGUGUUUGAGACAGAAAGACUACAGCUGGAGCAGCAGCAGCUACAACAGCAGAGACAGAUCCUGCUGGGGCCCAACACUGGAAUGUCUGGUGGGAUGCCGGGCAUGAUGCCUCCUGCACCUGGCAAGAUGUGAGAGAUGGAAACAACCAGUGUAAACCUGAUAUCGGCCGUUAGCAAUACAGCACAGCCGGUCGCGAGGAGAGACGGAGAGACCACGGAGAAGAGCGAAGAUCUGCAGUCAAAAGAAAGCUGGAUGUCAACACGGCAAGAUUGGGCUUUCUCCAACAUAUGGGAUUGGAGGAAGAGGAUGUGAUGCGUUUCUAACACUUCUCUCUCACUGUCUCUCCUUACUCCAACAUCAUGCAGAGACUUAUUUCCAGGAGCACUGCUCCUGUUUUGUUUCUUUUUUCUUUUUUUAAAUCAACAUUAAUAAUGUGUUCUUUAGGGGAUAGCAGAUACUUGUGGAUAAAUUGAAAGGAAAAAAUAUCUGAAGGUUACCAAUUGUAUGUCUUGGUGUUUGCAGUCUGAAGAAUGUUGGGAUGCUUGCAGUAUGUUGGCUGUUUUGCUCAUCAUCAUGCGCUCGCUGGUCCACUUCUGUGUGAAUUAUGUCAAUACAAUGACAGACAGGUCUGAUGCUUGCAGAGCAUACUGUAGACAAUAUUUACUGAUGGGAAUUCAGUCUACGGAAUGCUCUCUGUAGACUCCGCUUCACAGUUCACUGUUAUGGAUGUAUGUCACAAUGUAUUGCCUCUCAUGUCAAACUGGCCACCAGUUACUGGUUUUAUCGCAUUUCUCUGGUUUUAAACAAGGGUUGUAUAAUGCAGCGACACCAGAUUCCAGGUUGUUCAAUCAUUCAGAGAUUGCUGUGUUGCUUUUCUCCAGAAAGUUUGUGAAGUGCAAAAUGAUUUUUGUCAGUUAAGACAGGGAACAUGUCAUUGUGUUUGUGGACGAAUGUGUAUGUGGUGGUUGACAAAGUUAAAUGUCUCAAUAUUACUGUGACAUGUCCUGUCUUAAGGGUAUGUUCUUUUCUAUGUUGUGACAAUUUCCAAUCUCUUACCUCUGUUCAGUAAGCAAGCCCACGUCUCUGUUUUGCAUUCAACAUGACUGCAGUCAUUAAAACACCAAAUCAAAUGUAAA
Molecule: messenger RNA, 1428 nt
Organism: Larimichthys crocea (large yellow croaker)
Lineage: Eukaryota; Metazoa; Chordata; Actinopteri; Sciaenidae
Gene: tomm22
Product: translocase of outer mitochondrial membrane 22 homolog (yeast)
Exons: 6
Coding region: 23-424 (133 amino acids)
Biological process (GO): intracellular protein transport
Cellular component (GO): mitochondrial outer membrane
Source: RefSeq, a predicted model, not a curated record